CAUUUCAGGACCCUUUGCUUGUCUCUUCAUUCCCUGCUUUUUUUUUACAAUUUUGUCGUAUUAGAUUGAAAAUUGAGUUGGGUAUUUUGGGGGCUAAAUGUCCAAACGAAGGAAGUGGCGGGCGUCCGCAGACUGACAGUUUGAGAUUUUCUUCAGGUGAGAUUUUCUUCAGGCCAAAUGAUUCUCUUUCGAUAACCGAAAUGAAGGAGUUCUUAAGAACAUCAAGAGCCAUAUGUCAGUAAGGAAAAAAUUAAUGUUGUCAGUUGCAUUUACUGACCCAGAGAGUUCUCAGGGAUUCACAAUAAUUGUAGAUAGUUUCCCUAUUCAGUGCUGCCAUCUCAAGUAAAGAAAGUAAAGAUGUAUUUUGCCAUCCGACUAAGCUUUGUCCUGGCUGUGCUCUUCUGCCUUACGGGAAACGGAAAUGCUAGAAUGCUGGGUGCAGAUUUCAACAGGCUCCAGCAACUUCAGCGCCGAAGUCACCAAUCUAAUGAUGCCAACACCCAGCUGAAAAUCGCAUAUGAAGUCAUCGAAAUUUAUGAUAAGUUCAAGGGCCAGAAGGGAUCAGAUUUGUUAAGAGAAGCUCAACUGAAUUCAGAAGUCAAUGAUUUUAAAAGAAAGAAUGUGGUCAUCGAUGGAGUGCCCACCAAGGAGGAAGAAUUAAUGAUGCAGUAA
This is a messenger RNA of Drosophila santomea, 672 nucleotides long. RefSeq names its product protein Turandot Z-like. Bases 358 to 672 code for a protein of 104 amino acids. Gene Ontology annotation, biological process: immune system process. Lineage: Eukaryota; Metazoa; Arthropoda; Insecta; Diptera; Drosophilidae. The transcript has 3 exons. The record is from RefSeq and is a predicted model, not a curated record.